Rotaria socialis is the source of this 588-nucleotide messenger RNA. NCBI's taxonomy places the organism in Eukaryota, Metazoa, Rotifera, Eurotatoria, Philodinida, Philodinidae. The record is from the annotation of a GenBank genome assembly.
AUGUGUAAUUGUUCAAAAAAAGAAUAUGCAACAGAAUUAAGAAAACCAUGUAUUCCAUGUUUGAUGCAACCACGAUUUAGACCAUAUGGAUGGCUUGGAAUUAUCAAAGGAGCUAAACUUCAUGUCGAUUUUGCAACAUUACCUUUUGAAGAGGCAUUUGCAUUACUAAUUCGUGAAAUAGAAAUAAUAAGACGAGAUAUUAUAGUGAAAAAUACUUGCAAUGCUACAUAUGAUAAAACGAAUCCACCUUUUUAUUAUCAACAUGGUGAUGGCUUUACGUCUGCUAAUAGCAAUUAUGUUGAUAAUGAUUUGAAUCGUAAAUGUCCAAGUUGUGUAGAGAAGAUUAAUGUAGCCAUGAGCUGGGAUGUAAGUAAAGUUAAACAAUGGUUGGAACGCAUUGAAUUAUCUCACUUAGAAACCGCUUUAAUUGAUGUUGAUGGAAAAUUACUAUGCACAUUACAUAAAAUGAAACAAUCAUCUGCAGAUUCAUACUACAAAUUUCUUGAUAAACAUUUUGAUCGUAUCCAAGCAGCACAAAUGAGUGAUACACUCAAGUUCGAUUAUGAACUUGAACGUCUUUUUCAAUAG